Messenger RNA from Entamoeba invadens IP1, 471 nucleotides. RefSeq lists its product as hypothetical. NCBI's taxonomy places the organism in Eukaryota, Evosea, Mastigamoebida, Endamoebidae. Bases 1 to 471 code for a protein of 156 amino acids. The transcript has a single exon. The record is from RefSeq and is a predicted model, not a curated record.
AUGAACGCAAACACGUACGACAUCUUUCGGAUCAGAUACAAGAAAAUAUGGUCCUUCAUCCAGGAAAACUUCACGGUCUUUCCAAAACAAACGGGUGACAGUGUGAUUGAAGACAAACAACUCCUGUACACAGGAACGGAAACAGACGCAUAUUACAUCGAAAACUACAUCAAGGACUGCAACUUCGAAUCACUCUACAACGGAAACAAUAUGAUCGAAUCUAUCCAACAGAAAUGGAACACCAUGAACAAACAACUGCGAUACAUCCCAUUCCCAGAAACAUUUGAUAUUCCUAAUCCACAUGAAAGGUAUUCAAAUCUUGAAACGGAGUUCAACCAGAAGAACCUCGAGCACAAGAUGGAAAAACUCUCCGGAACCGAAAUGAUGGACAGAUACGACGAUGACAGAACGUGGAUGUCCGAAGAAGAAGAAGACGGAAACGAUAAAAAUGAUAGUUCCGUAAUAGAAUAA